This is a messenger RNA of Leptosomus discolor (cuckoo roller), 485 nucleotides long. Lineage: Eukaryota; Metazoa; Chordata; Aves; Leptosomiformes; Leptosomidae. The record is from RefSeq and is a predicted model, not a curated record.
UUUGGUGAGGAUACCUUCAACCGGGCCAAGCUGCUCAAUGUGGGGUUCCUGGAGGCGCUCAAGGAUGACGAGGAGUAUGACUGCUUCAUCUUCAGUGAUGUGGACCUCAUCCCCAUGGACGACCGCAACCUCUAUCGCUGCUAUGAGCAGCCUCGACACUUUGCCAUUGGCAUGGACAAGUUUGGGUUCAGGUUACCCUAUGCCGGCUACUUCGGUGGUGUCUCUGGGCUGAGCAAGUCCCAGUUCCUGAAGAUCAACGGCUUUCCCAAUGAGUACUGGGGCUGGGGAGGAGAGGACGAUGACAUCUUUAACCGCAUCUCCCUGAAUGGCAUGAAGGUGUCGAGGCCUGACAUCCGCAUCGGGAGGUACCGCAUGAUCAAGCACGAACGUGACAAACACAAUGAACCCAACCCACAGAGAUUCACCAAGAUCCAAAACACCAAAAUGACGAUGAAGCGGGAUGGGAUCAGCUGGCUGCAGUACCG